This is a messenger RNA of Trichoderma asperellum CBS 433.97, 441 nucleotides long. The record is from RefSeq and is a predicted model, not a curated record. Lineage: Eukaryota; Fungi; Ascomycota; Sordariomycetes; Hypocreales; Hypocreaceae.
AUGUCUCUCUUUGAAGGAACUUACAUCAUCCGCUCCGCCUUGUCCCAGCACAAGCCUGUUGAUCUUGAGGCUUCCAAUCCUACUGGCCGUCUCAUCCAAUACACAUUCCACGGCGGCCCCAACCAGCAAUGGCGCAUUUCCCACGUCGGUAACGACGAGUUCAGCAUUCAAAACGUUGCCACUGGCACCUAUGCUGCUGCUCAGAAUGGAAACAAUACCGUGAUUAGAGCCGCCAGAACCAAUCCCCAGGGCGAUGCUUCUGCUCGUUGGAAAUUUGUCAGGGCCAAUGCCAGCAGCGACACUUGCAUUCGCAACGUGGCAUACAACAGCAAGACUUUUGAUGUAACUGCUAGCAACCAGGCGGAUUUGACGGAGAUCCUUGCUUAUUCUUACCAUGGCGGCUUGAACCAGCAGUUUACCUUUACGCGCGUUGGUUGUUAA